Closterium sp. NIES-67 is the source of this 537-nucleotide messenger RNA. NCBI's taxonomy places the organism in Eukaryota, Viridiplantae, Streptophyta, Zygnematophyceae, Desmidiales, Closteriaceae. The record is from the annotation of a GenBank genome assembly.
UGCCGCGUCAUGGCGGGCGCCCACGUGGCGGCCGCACCAACCCUCAGGGAGGGGGUGGAGGUGGCGGUUGUGGGGGUAGCGGAGCCGGCGGUGGUGGUGGCGGGGUCGAGGGUGGCAGCAGUGGUGGUGGUGGAGGCAGUGGUGGCUCAUCUGGUAGCCGUGGGCACCGCACCAGCACCAGCAGCAGCAGCAGUAGCAGAAGGAGCAGCAGCAGCAGCAGAAGGAGCAGCAGGAGCAGCAGCAACAGCAGCAGCAGCAGGUGCAGCAGCAGCAGCGGAUGGAGCAGCAGCAGCAGCAGGAGGUGCAGCAGCGGAUGGAGCAGCAGUAGCAGCAGCAGCAGCAACCGCAGGCAGUGCAGCAACAGCAGCCGCAGCAGGAGGUGCAGCAGCAGCACCAGCAGUAGCCACAGCAGCAGCAGCAGCAGCAGCAGCAGCAGCCACUGCAGCAACCUCAUCGGCAUCGCCGCACCACCUCUCCCAGUAGCAGACAAGGACACCUGCGCAUUCAAGACAGAGCAACGGAGGAAACAUGGGAUUA